Molecule: messenger RNA, 513 nt
Organism: Hydatigera taeniaeformis
Lineage: Eukaryota; Metazoa; Platyhelminthes; Cestoda; Cyclophyllidea; Taeniidae
Source: the annotation of a GenBank genome assembly
AUGCGACGUCACCUUCCGCCUCCGCUUCUUCGCCCUCCCCUCCUCUUGCCUCGCCUCGGCUCCACUCUGCUCUGCUCGGCUCGGGUCGGCUCGCUCUCCUUCUUCAUCCGCAUUGGUUGGCGAUUUCGGCUAUUCGACAGUUUGCCACGGCUAUCUUCCUCCAACUGUUCUGCCUCCCUCGUUGCCCACGAUGGAUGCACUGCUGGUCAAGGUGGUGGCAAUGAAACUGACGAAACGCAGGAAUGUCAUCACCUUCGUAGCUGGUUUUUUCUGGCGAUCUCCUCUUUCUCCUCUUCCCCCAACUUUGCCCUUCCCCACUCAUUUAUCUCUUCUUCCGCAUCUACAUCCGUAUAUACAGUCUUGGGGCAGCUACUCUGCCGCAGUAGUCUUUUCCUCCCUUUUACUUUUGCUUUACCUUUUGAUAUCAUAAAAUACACUUCUAUUCUAAUUGGCAGCGUCUUCUUCGCUUUAGUACGGGCGGAGUGGCCAUCUUACCUGACACUAGCAGCAUGA